GACGUCAUCAUGCUUACUUCAUUCCUCCAAUGAUAUGCUUACAUUGAAAAUAUUGAAAUUGCUAAGAAACCAUCAGCCUAUUUCUCACUACCUUCCUUAAUCACCCACACCCUCACCACGCCCUUUCACACCUACCAUAUAUAUAAUAUAUAAAAAAAAUUAUGUGUUCAUCAACUUGAGUUCACUUGUAAAACUUUAUAUAAUUAUAUAUGCCAAUGUGUAGGUUCUAACACCCUUAAAAUAACACACAUCAGUUUGCUUCAUCAUAUAUCUUCAUCUAUAAUGGAGGAAACUUCAACACUCAACAAAAAAAGAUUAAUAAGUGAGCUGAUUAAAGGGAGAGAUUGUACUAAAAAGCUUCAAAAUCUACUUCGCCGGAAAGUUUUCGACGGUGGGCCGGAGUCAGCUGUAGAUCUUAUGAUGAAGAUACUCGGAUCUUUCUCCGAUAGCCUUUCAACGUUGAGUUCUUGGAAUUCCGGCGAAUUAUGCCCUGCUCCGGCUCCGACGACUAGUUCAGACGGCCGGACAUGGGACUCCGGCGAAAGUGAGAAGACGCCGGCGGUGAAGGACCGCCGAGGAUGUUACAAGAGACGUAAAACAGAAGAUUCGUGGAUUAAAAUUGCAAAUACAGUUGAAGAUGGAUUUGCAUGGAGGAAAUACGGACAGAAAGUGAUUCUUGAUGCUAAAUUUCCAAGGUGCUAUUAUAGAUGUACACAUAAAAGUGAGGGAUGCAAAGCGUUAAAACAAGUCCAAAAGCUAGAAGAUGGGUCAGAAAGGUUUCAUAUCACAUAUUUUGGGUCUCACACAUGCCAAAAUAUCAAUAACAACACAACACAAAUAUUCUCAAACUCUGAGGAUCUUUGUUUUUAUCUACUAGAUUUUGAGAACUCCGGAAUUAAUCAUUCAUCAAGUAGCCUCUCGACUAUCACAAAUGCCCAUAUUACCCCCUCAAUUGAGCAAGAAGAUGACUCAAAUGAUGAUUAUCUUGCGUCUAGUAAUCAUGACACAUCAUCCAAGUAUUCAUGGAAGGAUAUGAUUGGUAAUUUGGAGCCAUCCUAUGAUAAUAUUCUUAAGGAUAGUAUUUCUAUGGAUGAUUUUUAAUUUCAAUAAAAUGUAUUCUAGAUUUCUAAGUAAAAAAUGUACUAAGGAACGUAGUUUGGUAAUCGUGUUGUGCUAAUGAAUGCAAUGUAUGAUUUGCUACAAGUAAUGCACUUGUAUAUCUUAUCAUGUUUGUGUAGUUAAUGAUAUACAAG
Messenger RNA from Helianthus annuus (common sunflower), 1253 nucleotides. Its product is annotated as probable WRKY transcription factor 70. Gene Ontology annotation, molecular function: DNA-binding transcription factor activity; sequence-specific DNA binding. Gene Ontology annotation, biological process: regulation of DNA-templated transcription. NCBI's taxonomy places the organism in Eukaryota, Viridiplantae, Streptophyta, Magnoliopsida, Asterales, Asteraceae. Bases 283 to 1101 code for a protein of 272 amino acids. The transcript has 4 exons. The record is from RefSeq and is a predicted model, not a curated record.